UCGAUGCAGAGUGUCCGGGUGCAGGGCCGUGCUGCGGACCCGGACCAUGGUGCAAGUUGCUGCUGGCUCUCGGAGCGGCGGGGGCGAGGCCAAUGAAUGCGGCGAAAUGGAGCUUCGUGCUGUGCGCCUCGGUGAGCGCCGCCGUCUGCCUGUGCAUCUACAUCAGCAGCGGCAAGCUCCGGCGGCCCGUGCCCCAGGCCUGGCCGCUGCACCCGGCUGAGUGCGGCGACUACCCGGACGAGCUGUGCGCCGCGCUCUUCCAGGGCAAGGCGGCCGCCGUGGGGCUGGGGGCUCGGUGUGAGCAGCUGCACCGUGCCGAGGCCAGGGCCCCGGGGCCGCUGAACUGCUCCCGCCUGUUGGCCGCGCACUCCUACAUCACCGAGCCCCUGUCCCAGGAGGAGGCGGACUUCCCCCUGGCCUACAUCCUGACCGUCCACAAGGACCUGGACACCCUGCUGUGGCUCUUCAGGGCCAUCUACGCCCCGCAGAACAUCUACUGCAUCCAUGUGGACGACAAGAGCUCGGCCGAGUUCAGGCGCCGGCUGCAGGAGCUCGCCUCCUGCUUCCGCAACGUCUUCCUGGCGUCCCGCAGCGAGGCCGUGGUGUACGGCGGCUUCUCCCGGCUGCAGGCGGACAUCAACUGCAUGCAGGAGCUGGCGGGCUCCCCGCUCCGCUGGCAGUACGUGAUUAACCUGUGCGGCCAGGACUACCCGCUGAAAACCAACCGGGAGCUGGUGCGCUUCCUGAAGAGCCAGCGGCGGGGCCGGAACAUCACCCCGGGGGUGCCGCAGCCAGAGCACAUGAAGCCCAGGACCGCUCACGUCCACCGGGAGCACCUCGCCCCCGGGCAGUCGUACGUGAUCCAGACCUCGGCCAAGAAGGCGGGCGGCGUCCCCCACGGCCUGAAGCUCUACUUCGGCUCCGCUUACUACGUGCUGACCCGCGGCUUCGUGGGCUUCGUGCUUCAGGACGUGCGGGCGAGGGACCUGCUGCAGUGGUCCCGGGACACUUACAGCCCGGAUGAGCAUUACUGGGUCACCUUGAAUCGGAUCGCAGAUGCACCUGGAGCAGAUCCCGAUGCUGGGUGGGAAGGCAAUGUAAAGUUAGUUAAAUGGCUGGACCAGACUAAAGUGGCCCACGAUGGUUGUAAAGGUCACUAUGUUCGCAACAUCUGUGUCUAUGGUUUGGGAGACCUGGAAUGGCUUGUUCAAAAGGACUUUUUAUUUGCAAACAAGUUUGAAGUCAAGAGCCACCCACUAGUGGCACAGUGCUUGGAGCGGUGGUUAAGACCAAGAGCUUUGUCUCAUUCUGAAGUACCUAUUCAGCAAGAAUGGUACAUUAAGAAAAACAAGUGUUUCUUUGAUAUUGAAGGCAACAACUGCAGCAUCCCUUUGAAGUGAUAAAUGUUUGUACAGAAAGAAAGCUAAGAGUUUUUGUGUCCCACCUCCUUUCUCCAAUUCUAAAAGGAAGCUGUUUUUCUGUCAUUGGUUAGGUAGAAAAUGUUGUCGCCUCUUCCUUUUUGAACUUAGUUGCUUCCCCUAUGUCUUUCCUCUGGCCCUCCAUUUUUAAUCACCCCGGAAGUUUUCAUGUUUCAGUUAUUGGUUUUUCUGCUGGACAUUUUGAGAGUGAAAAAGGUGAAUGGAUGGUCAGCGCUGCCAUCGUUCCUGUUACUAAUGUGCAAUCACCUGAUAGAAGAUGCAGAAAAAUAACCUUGAGGUUUUUCUUUGUUUCUUCUGCCUGCUCAGUGCCUCCUUCACUUGGUACUCUUUUUCCUUUCCUGACCUUAGAAAAGUUGACAACAUGGUGGAUGUAUACAUUACUUUCCAUAGAGUACAUUGAUUGCCUACUUGAGAAUCCCACCCAAGCAAAGGAUGCAUUUAAACUCAUGAAGAAAAUAGGAACAAGCAAAAGAACUUCUGGAAAAUCCGUGGGCACUAGACAAAAUAGACUGUAUUAACAAAGUUUAAGGAGAAAUAGAUUUAGCAAUUCAGAAACAUGGGAUUGUGAGAGAAAUAGUCAGAUUUUUUUAAAGGUCUGAUGCAUUAUACAAGGAAUUAUAAAUGAUUUAAUAUGGUAACUAUGGUGGGUAAACAUUGGAAGCAAAUAUUAAAGAACCAAUCUAAGAACAUCCAAGUUAACGCCUCAAUGGAAAAUAUUGUUCAACAAAUUUCGUUGAUAUUUUCUGAGGAUGUAACAAUUAAUUAAUAAGGAUGAGAAAAUGGGUAUGAUAUAAGUUUAGUAAGCCUGUGAUGAGAUUCAUCACACCUGAUGGAAUGAAAGCCAAAGGUAUUGAAAUUCAGGUAAGACAGUGUAUUAGUUUUAUUAAUGAGAAAUUGAGGGUAUUUAUUAAUAGUUUUAAUUCUAUUGAUCACGUAAAACCAAAAGAAUUUUGUGUUGGUGACUCUGCUGGUAUUUUUGACUAUGAUGGAAAUACUGCAAGUAUUGAAUAGCUAAAUCACUAUUGGUAUUUAGAAAUGUGACAACAUUGGAUAGUGAGAAGAUAACUGGUUACUGAUAAGAAAUAUAAAGGAAAGCAUUGCAUAUUUAAAGUACUUAUGAUACAGUUACAAAUACAAAGGCACUUUAAAGGUAAAUAAUCCAAUUUGAAUUAAUGCCAAAUCAGAGGAUGAGCUGCUACAAGGAAGAAUAAAGUCUUUAGUCAAGGAGAGAGGUUUAAAAAGGGUCUUCAAAUAAGUGAAGAGAUUUAAUGAAGGAAUUCCAGGUUGGAAAGCCUAGAAGACUGAAGGUACAGUUCUGAAUGGGCUGAAGGAAAUAUGUGAUAUUAAUAAAUUGCAAUCAGAACAAUACAGAGUUCUUUGGAUUGGAGGUGGGGGCAAGUUACAGGGGAUGUACAAAGCUGUAAGAAUAUUUAAAUGCAAAGAGGAAAACUUUAUAUUUGGAAACUCUGAACCAGCAUAGAUGAUGAUGAACAGAGAUUACUGGGAGUAGGGUUUUGUGAAGAAUAGGAUACAGAUAGUAGUUUUGGAUGUGGCGGUAUCUAAUAUUGAAAGAAGAGUCCUAGUCAAUAGCAAAAAUUACCGAAGCACUUAGAAUAUUUAAAAAUCUUUAAAUUGAUUGAUGGAACAAGUAUAAAUCCAAAGAAAGGGUUGUCACAAUGUGUUAACCACUGGUAAAGCACAACCUGAAGUAUUAUAUCUACAUUGGAUCAAUAAUUGCACAACUGCAGAUGCACUGAAAAAAAGUCAAAAACAGGGAAUAUGAGUAAUAUCAAUUCUUGUUGGCAGACCCUUGACUUGAACGUGGCAUCUAAUCAGGGAGAUAUGUUUAUACUGUGAGUCUUCAUGUGAUUGUUCAGGCUGAUUCUCGACUUGUGAAUUUUAUGUCACGAAGGGAAGGAAAUCUCACAAAGUAGUGGGACCCAAAGUACAGGAUUUGUUUCCAUUUUCCUUUUUGUACUGCCACUCUGCCUUGUUGUUUAAGACAUUUGGACUCAGCGUGAUGCGACUGAUGGGCAAGUUGUUGCCAUUUUAAACUAUUUAUAAAUGAGUUCCACGCAGUCACGCAUGCCAGUGCUGCUGUACUUGAACUUUAAAAUGUCUUUGUAGCAUUUUCUUUGUCCUCCCCGGGAACACUGGCAAGGGCCUGAGAAGAGUGCCCUGACAAUUAUAUUUAGUUAUGUAUGAGUUUUGCAUGAAUGCUUUUAGAGCUGUUUUCAAGAAAGACACUGGUGUUUGUAUGGUCCUCCAUUGAACAGAGCGUUUAAUAGAAUGAAAGAAUCUAUACAGUGCAGAUAUAGGCAAUUCAGCCAUUGAAUUUGCACUGACUUUCUGAGCAACAACUCACCCACAUCCAGCGCCUCACUCUAUCUCUGUAUUUCCCAUGGCUAAUCCACUUAAGCCUACACAAGCAUAAAUACUAUUGGGCAAUAUAGUAUGGCCAGUCCAUCUAACCUGCAUAUCUUUGGACCAUGGGAGAAAAUUGGCACACCUAGUGACAACCCAUGCAAGCAUGAGGCGAACAUGCAAACUCCACACAGACAGUCGAGGCUGAAAUCGAACCUGGUCCCUGGUGCUGUUGGCAGCAGUGCUAACGAUGGGGCAGCAUGGUGCCACAAAUGUGGUGGCAACAUUGCUGUUAGACAGCUGUUGUGUGUCACUAAUACACAGUCCAGAUUUCACUGCCAUGCAGGAAUGUGAUGAUGACAACUGCUCUGUAAAUUAGACCUUUUGUUUACUUGCAGAGGUCUCUGGUGUAAACACUUGCUGGUGAUACUCUGAGAUAUGUGGAAGCCAAAGAAUGGGAGAUGUUCAAGAUAUUCCAGUGUUGUCUUCAACAAAUCUUUAACUGACCAGUUUAAGUCUAAAGGGAGCUAAAUGUAUUCUCUGUCUAGAAAGGUUAAGUAAAAUUGUUUACAUUACACCUGUAGUAUCAGUGUAAAGUGAUGUUCCUUUUUUUAUUAAAUCUAAAUUUGUAAGUCCUGACCUGACUCUCAAAGCAACUAUUUUAGUCUUGAGGCAAUUUGGACCCUGACUCUUGAUUUACAUUAAAGUCUCUUGUCUUUUGACAGUGAAGCCACUUGAAUGGGUACUACUGUUAAAAUGUAAUUUUGCCUUAAGUCUGUGGGAGGACUGUCAAAGUGAAGGUGAAGAUAUUCUUUCUAUACAAGCAAAAGGAAAGAUUUUAACUAGUGAUGUAUUCAUUGUAAAAUUAGGCAUAGAGUGCAAUGUUUGUAGAUGUUCACUGGGGCUGUGGCUACAUAUCCCACCCCCAACAAAUGGUAUCAUACUUUAUUUUGUGUAUUUUCCACUUUUUUUUAGUAGCGAAUCAUGUUUACGAUGUUCAGUUGGCAACAUAAUCAUCACGUGGACAGAAAAUGAAUGGUUAAUCGUGCACUUUGGUAAACUGUUAACAAAAUAAUGUACUUGUUUUCUUGUACCAUUUAUGCUGUUUGUAACCUAGAAAUUACAGUUGAUUAAUUUCAUAUUCCAAUAUCUGCUAUUUUAUUGCAGGUGCCAGGUGAUUGCACUGAUUUUAGCAACAUAUUUAAGAUAGACAAUGUGUGGAUGGAUAAUGUUCAUGUGUUAACAUUACUAGAUUGAUCCAGAAUAAUAUAAUAGAUAUUUUAAUCUCAGUAUUCGUCACAAGCUUUAAGAUGUUGAUCACCAUUUUGCUUGACUGGAUGUUACAUGCUUCACCUUGUGUUUUUCAAAAUGAAUCUUGUAUUCCCAUUGGAAGUAUAUGCAAGUGAUAUACAUGGAUGUAAUAUGAAUAAUGACAAUAAAUACAUGUUAAACAUGA
Messenger RNA from Chiloscyllium plagiosum (whitespotted bambooshark), 5259 nucleotides. Its product is annotated as putative beta-1,3-galactosyl-O-glycosyl-glycoprotein beta-1,6-N-acetylglucosaminyltransferase 7. Gene Ontology annotation, molecular function: acetylglucosaminyltransferase activity. Gene Ontology annotation, cellular component: membrane. The record is from RefSeq and is a predicted model, not a curated record. NCBI's taxonomy places the organism in Eukaryota, Metazoa, Chordata, Chondrichthyes, Orectolobiformes, Hemiscylliidae.